CAGUUUAAACGUCAAAGGCCCAGGUCCAGGCAAAUACGUUCAAUCGGCCUAUUAGCUUUUGUAUUUGAUUAGGGUUUUCUGCUUUCAUUGUUUUGAGAAGAACACAGAGCAGAGCAAUUAGGGUUUCACAGUGACACAAGCGCUUCGCAAUGGCGAGAAUCAAGGUUUACGAGCUGAGGAACAAGACGAAAGCAGAGCUUCUGAACCAAUUGAAGGAUUUGAAAGCCGAACUCGCUCUUCUCCGUGUCGCUAAGGUCACUGGUGGAGCCCCAAACAAGCUCUCGAAGAUAAAAGUGGUUCGGCUUUCGAUAGCGCAAGUGCUGACGGUGAUUUCGCAGAAGCAAAAAGCAGCGUUGAGAGAAGCUUACAAGAAUAAGAAGUACUUGCCUUUGGAUCUGCGUCCCAAGAAGACCAGAGCUAUCAGAAGACGCCUCACAAAGCACCAGGAAUCAUUGAAGACAGAGCGUGAGAAGAAGAAAGAAAUGUACUUCCCAAUUAGAAAAUAUGCAUUAAAGGUGUAAUGUCGAUCCAAGUUUGGGUGAUUUUUUUGACGUUGCUUUCUAUUUGUUAUUUGACAUAAUUUUAAAGUUUUUCAGUUUUCUUAGGUUCUA
Molecule: messenger RNA, 611 nt
Organism: Cajanus cajan (pigeon pea)
Lineage: Eukaryota; Viridiplantae; Streptophyta; Magnoliopsida; Fabales; Fabaceae
Product: large ribosomal subunit protein uL29
Biological process (GO): maturation of LSU-rRNA from tricistronic rRNA transcript (SSU-rRNA, 5.8S rRNA, LSU-rRNA); translation
Cellular component (GO): ribosome; cytosolic large ribosomal subunit
Molecular function (GO): structural constituent of ribosome; mRNA binding
Source: RefSeq, a predicted model, not a curated record